Messenger RNA from Cornus florida, 1162 nucleotides. RefSeq names its product probable xyloglucan endotransglucosylase/hydrolase protein 32. The transcript is spliced from 4 exons. Gene Ontology annotation, biological process: cell wall biogenesis; xyloglucan metabolic process. Gene Ontology annotation, molecular function: hydrolase activity, hydrolyzing O-glycosyl compounds; xyloglucan:xyloglucosyl transferase activity. The record is from RefSeq and is a predicted model, not a curated record. Gene Ontology annotation, cellular component: cell wall; apoplast. Bases 126 to 1010 code for a protein of 294 amino acids. Lineage: Eukaryota; Viridiplantae; Streptophyta; Magnoliopsida; Cornales; Cornaceae.
AUACAACUUGUCAUCAAUUAUCUCUCUCUCUCUCUCUCUCUCUCUCUCUCACUGCAUUUACACAUCACAAUAAUUCCUCUUUCUCAAUAUAGUCUCUUGAUCCUCCUCAUCUUCAUUCCAAUUUUAUGGCUUUCUUUCUCUCUCUCUUUCUCAUUCUUAUGUUCCCUUCAAGCAAUGUUGGUUUUUGGCCACCUUCUCCUGGCUACUACCCAAGUUCCAAAUUUAGGUCCAUGACCUUUUACCAAGGGUUUAGAAACCUAUGGGGUCCUCAGCAUCAAAGUUUGGGCAAUAGUGGAGUAAAAAUUUGGCUUGAUAGUACUUCAGGAAGUGGGUUCAAGUCUGUUCGACCGUUUCGAUCCGGGUAUUUUGGUGCCUCCAUCAAACUCCAACCUGGUUAUACUGCAGGAGUGAUAACAGCUUUCUAUCUUUCCAACAAUGAAGUUCAUCCGGGGUUUCACGACGAGGUGGAUAUAGAAUUUCUUGGCACAACUUUUGGGAAGCCAUACACGUUGCAGACCAAUGUUUAUAUCAGAGGCAGUGGGGAUGGGAGAAUUAUUGGGAGAGAGAUGAAGUUUCAUUUAUGGUUUGAUCCCACAAAAAAUUUUCAUCACUAUGCUGUAUUGUGGAGUCCUAAGGAGAUUAUAUUCUUCGUGGAUGAUCUGCCCAUAAGAAGGUACCCAAGGAAGAGUGAUACAACCUUUCCACUGAGGCCAAUGUGGGUGUAUGGUUCAAUAUGGGAUGCCUCAUCUUGGGCUACUGAGGAUGGCAAAUACAAAGCUGAUUACAGAUACCAACCCUUUGUUGGGAUGUACACCAAUUUCAAAGCAAGUGGUUGCUCUGCCUAUUCUGCGGCUUGGUGUCGACCGGUCUCUGCCUCCCCAUAUAGCUCCGGCGGCCUCAGCCGCCAGCAGAGGAUGACCAUGAGUUGGGUCCAAAGCCACUACAUGGUGUAUAACUAUUGCAGGGACAGUAAGAGAGACCAUUCACUUACACCAGAGUGUUGGGGUUAAAAAUUAACUCCUUUUACUCUAUAUUUUCACGUCUCUUACAAGCACUUGUUUUGGGGUGUCUUGAGAUGCGUGCUAUAGUCCUACAACUAUUGGGGGAUUAGCUUAGUGUCCAAGUCUCCAAAAAAAAAAAAAAAAAAAAAAAAAACACAAAA